Papaver somniferum (opium poppy) is the source of this 1307-nucleotide messenger RNA. Its product is annotated as isoaspartyl peptidase/L-asparaginase 1-like. The coding region runs from base 81 to 1052 and encodes 323 amino acids. The transcript has 4 exons. Gene Ontology annotation, molecular function: hydrolase activity. Lineage: Eukaryota; Viridiplantae; Streptophyta; Magnoliopsida; Ranunculales; Papaveraceae. The record is from RefSeq and is a predicted model, not a curated record.
UCACAUUACAUAGGAUUCUGCUCCGCUUCUUUGUGCUAUAAAUGCAAAGAGGGAGUAGUUGGAUUUAGAGUGUUCUAGUGAUGGGUUGGGCGAUCGCACUCCAUGGAGGUGCUGGACCUAUCCCAAACAGUCUUCCUAAAGAGCGCAGAGAACCACGAGAAGCAGCACUUCGUCACUGUCUAGCUAUUGGUGUCGAAGCUCUCAAGGCCAAUUUACCAGCCUUGGAUGUUGUUGAACUUGUGGUGCGUGAACUUGAAAACAAUCCCUUUUUCAAUGCGGGUAAAGGAUCGGUUUUGACUGCCAAUGGAACAGUUGAAAUGGAAGCUUCCAUAAUGGAUGGUAGAACAAAAGCCUGUGGAGCUGUUUCUGGCUUGUCCACCGUUGUGAAUGCUGUGUCUCUUGCGAGACUCGUCAUGGAGAAAACUCCUCAUGUUUAUCUUGGAUUUGAUGGCGCAGAGGCUUUUGCAAGAGAACAAGGUGUUGAAACUGUAGAUGCAAGUCAGUUUGUUACUCCAGAGAAUAUUGAAAGGUUAAAGCUAGCAAAAGAAGCUGACAGAGUUCAGGUCGAUUAUACACCAGCAGUUCAGAAAGAAAUUCUAGUAGAAACGCACACAGCUGAUGGAGAUAGUCAAAUUGGGACUGUUGGAUGUGUUGCAGUUGAUAGCAGUGGGAACUUGGCCUCCGCAACUUCAACUGGAGGAUUGGUGAACAAAAUGGUAGGAAGGAUUGGAGACACGCCUGUCAUAGGUGCAGGAACUUAUGCGAAUUCUCUCUGUGCGGUGUCUGCUACGGGAGUAGGUGAAGCCAUUAUCAAAGCUACAGUUGCUCGAGAUGUAGCUGCGCUUAUGGAGUACAAAGGUCUAUCUCUCGAAGAAGCUGCAAAAUAUGUGAUCCAUGAGAGUGUUCCUGAAGGUAAUGCAGGCCUUGUUGCUGUUUCUGCCAAAGGAGAAGUAGCCAUGGAGUUUAACACGUUUGGGAUGUUUAGGGCUUGUGCAACUGAGGAUGGGUAUUCUGAAAUCGCAAUAUGGCCUUCUUCAUCUGUGCAAGAGUGAUGUAUUGUGAUCAAGUGCUUCAUAUGAAUCUUGGCAGAACUGAUUCACUAAUAAUUGAUGUAUGAACGUGCAUUAUAUGAAAAAAUCUUAGGAAAACCAGCAUGCAUCCUGAGAAAUUUACCCUUUUUGUUUCAGCCAUUUUGCUUUUUCGCAAUAUCAGCAAUGCUGAAGUUUUCUGCACUGUAUGCUACUCCAAUUCUUAAGAGAAGCAGCUUUGAUAUGGGGUUAACUAUCCAUAUCAAUUUUUCUAAAGAA